Messenger RNA from Mobula hypostoma (lesser devil ray), 6436 nucleotides. It is a transcript of the gene srrm1, whose product is annotated as serine/arginine repetitive matrix 1. The record is from RefSeq and is a predicted model, not a curated record. The coding region runs from base 574 to 3066 and encodes 830 amino acids. Gene Ontology annotation, molecular function: RNA binding. Gene Ontology annotation, cellular component: spliceosomal complex. Gene Ontology annotation, biological process: mRNA processing; regulation of mRNA splicing, via spliceosome. NCBI's taxonomy places the organism in Eukaryota, Metazoa, Chordata, Chondrichthyes, Myliobatiformes, Myliobatidae. The transcript has 16 exons.
AGUAUAGCACCAUCACCUUGUUAGGUCACAGCAAAGUGAAUUCCAAUGUCGCUCUGACCCUCCUCCCUUGAUGAUGCAGUGUGUGUUUGGAGAUAAAUGAUAUAACAUUAUACUCAAGGUGAUUGAGUUGCAGUAGGGAGUCGGAAGCAACCCAAGGGAACAUCUUUCUCUACAGGGGACUUGGAACUUUGGGUUCAGGAGUCGACCAGAAGAAAUUGAAGACCUCAGGACUCUGUACAUACUUUGUGGUGUUCUGACACGUUUGUGUGUUUUUUUUACUGGACCUCGUUGCUCUGGCAACCUAUGUGCAGUAUCAAUUCAUAAAACUCCAGAAUGCCCAUUGGCUAUUGUCAGAAAUAGUGAGAGGCAGACUGGCCUCGUAAAUGGGAUUAAAAUGGAUUGUUCAUAUUGAAAUCUUAAGAUGAAGCUGAUAUUCAGCCGAUUUAUAUAUAGGCUGAUAGUUCAGGGAAUUCGCAUUGAUGAUGUACAGCAUAGAUAGAAAAGCUAUUAAUGUAAUUUACCAUUAUCUAAAGUAUUGCCUCUGUCAAUUUUGUGUUUAGAAUUUUGAGGUAGAUGGAAAGUAGUAGGGUGAAUUGCUUUUGGAUUUUUCCAUAUAACCUCUCUGCCUUCAUCUUGUGUCUGUUGCAGAACCCAGAUGCAAAGCUGAUGCAGAUUAACUUGACCGGGUUCUUGAAUGGAAAGAAUGCAAGAAUGUUCAUGGGGGAGUUGUGGCCAUUGCUGUUGAGUGCACAAGAGAAUAUUGCAGGAAUCCCUUCUGCUUUUCUGGAACAAAAGAAAGAAGAAAUCAAACAGCGACAGAUUGAACAGGAAAAGUUGGCUACCAUGAAGAAGCAAGAUGAAGAGAAGGAUAAAAAGGAUAAAGAAGACAAAGAAAACAGAGAAAAGAGGGACCGCUCCAGAAGUCCAAAGAGACGUAAGUCAAGAUCUCCAUCUCCUAGGAGGCGAUCACCAGCAAGAAGGGAGAGAAAACGUUCUCCUUCUAGGUCUCCUCGUCGCAGGACUAGAAGUGGGAGUAGAAGUGCUUCGCCGGUAACUACAGUCAAGAAGCCAGAGCAGCUGUCACCUGAGCCAGAUCUCUCACUUAAAGAAAGAAAAGAAUCUCCUGCACCAGAAGCGACUUCAACAAGUGAUAUUCUGAAGGAAAUCAAACCCUCAACACCAGAUGUUAAAGAGACUUUAUUAGAACAGCCUAUUAAAAAAGAGAAGGAAAGAAAAGAAAAGAACCGCCAUCGCUCACGUUCACGGUCAAAAUCAAAGUCUAGGUCCCGUUCACGUUCUCAUUCACGGCCAAGGAGGCGCCCUCGGUCCCGGUCAAGGUCCUAUUCACCUCGAAGGCGGUCUAGUCCAAGGCGCAGGUCUCUGCCUCGAAGGAGGAGUCCACCAAGGCGGUUGCCCCCACCUCCACCUCCCAGACACAGAAGGAGUAGAUCACCUAUUAGAAGGCGUCGAUCUCCCUCAGUUUCUUCCUCGGGCAGUAGUUCCUCUUCCUCUUCCAGAUCAAGGUCACCUCCAAAGAAGACAAAACGUAUAUCACCCAGUCCUCCCCGCAAACCUCGACGAUCUUCCCCAUCUCCUGCUACUCCUCCCAGGAGACGGCAUAGAUCACCUGUGACUGUGACAAGUCCAGCUCAUAAAGGAACACGUUUGUCCUCUCCACAUGCGAAUCGUUCAAGGAAAGGUUAUACUUCAGUUUCUCCUGCUCGGCCAGCACCAAAACGGAAGGGUAGUGUGAAGCAUGAAUCUGUAUCUCCUCCUAAACCAAGAAGAUCAGAGCCUUCAGAUUCAGAAGAUGAUAAAGGCGGCAAGGCUGCAGGAGUGGAGUCAGUGCAGCAGCGGCGCCAGUAUCGCAAACAGAACCAGCAGACCACUUCUGAGUCUGGAUCUUCCUCCUCAUCUGAAGAUGAAGCACCAAAACGUUCAAAUGCAAAGAAUGGGGAAGUUCGAAGAAGACGCCAUCGCUCAUUGUCACGGAGUAUGUCUCCUUCCCCUGCAAUGCGAAAGAGGCACAAGGACUUUUCACCAAGGAUGCCGCUUGGAAAGAGGUGGCACUUCCCAGUGGCGAGAAGGAGGAGGAGAAGCCCAUCACCACCGCCAAGACGCAGGCGUACUCCAACUCCCCCUAGGAGGCGUAGAUCACCAUCUCCACUAAGACGCAGAUCACCAUCACCACCACCACGUAGACGUUCAGCCUCACCAAGGCGCUAUUCCCCUGCAAUUCAGAGGAGGUAUAGUCCUUCACCACCACCUCGGAGACGGGCGUCUCCGUCUCCAGCACCAAAGCGUCGUAGUUCUCCCUCUCCCUCUUCUCGGCGCAGGAGAGGAUCCCCACCAAGCAGGUCCAACAGAGAUGUUCGCUCACCACCACACAAACGGCAUUCACCAUCUCCACGGCCUAGGCCAAUGCGUGGAUCCAUUAGUCCUCCACCAGCACGAAGGGUAUCAAUGUCACCACCACCACAGCGACGUCAUAUGUCCCCAUCCCCCAGUAAUAGGCCUAUCCGGCGAGUUUCACGCACCCCAGAACCGAAGAAACCUAAAAAGAUCUCACCAAAUCUACAAGUUGUGCGAAGGGCUACAUCAUCCAGAUCCAUAUCUCGAUCCCCUGAGCCUGCUCCCAAGAAGCGGCCAAUGGCUUCAGUCUCCAGAUCGCAGUCUGCCAGUAGAUCACCAACACCUCUUCUUCCACCACCUCCAGUUAAAAAGCCAAAGAGUGCUUCAAUUAGUCCAUCUCCUCUCAAGAUUUCUGACCAAGAAGCCGGAGGGAAGAAAAAGAAAAAGAAGAAGGACAAGAAACACAAAAAGGACAAAAAACACAAGAAACACAAGAAACAUAAGAAAGAAAAGGCUGCAGUCGCACCAGCAACAACAGUUGAAGAAGGAAAAGUUGAACCAGUUGAAGCUCCAGUAAAAUCACCUCAACCAGAAGUUUCAGAACCCACAAAGGAAUCAGAAAGUGAGGAAGAAAACCUAGAUGAUUUAGAAAAGCAUCUCCGAGAGAAAGCUCUGCGGUCAAUGAGAAAAGCUCAAGCUUCACCGCCAUCAUGAAACAGUACUGAAGUAAACUAACUUAAGGAGACUGAAUGGAUUAGGCACAAGGGCUUUGUACAUUUUAAAAUUGGCUGCUAUAAUGACUCCAGUGCAUUAAGGCGUCCGCCAUACCAUUCAUGAACACUGACACUGCCUCUUACCAAUACUAGAAUAUUUCAUAAAGGUCAGUCAUAAUGAUUUUGUGUUUUAUCACAGAACAAAAUUCUUCAGCUCUGAUUUUUCACAGCUGUAUCUUUCUUUAAGCGUAAUAUAAUUUGGAAAGUCUUUCGUCUCAAUUUGUUGCUCAUUUUAAUCUAAGAGCUGCAAUUUGCUGCACUUACGUGAGAUUUAUUCUUUAGCAUCUGGCACAGCUUUUUGAAGUGUAGUGUUUUAUUUCCACCAUUAACAACAAAUCAUGGUUUCUGCCAACAGAACAUAGACUUGGGAGCAGAGACUUAGGGAAGUUUGUGGCUCAAGAUCUUCUAUCUCCUUUCUAAGUGGUCUGCUUAAGACUAAUAAGUCCAUUAUGUGCAUUUGAUUUGAUAAAGUCACUUUUUAAAUAGAAUAAAUUCAGUGAAUUUAGGGUAAUUCAGCUAGAUUUAUGCUGAAUUGACUAAAUUUAUGUUUUUGCAGCUGAGCUCUGAAAAGGUUACAUUUUAAAAAUUAUUUUGCAGUUCUUGUCAUGGCUAUCAUUAUGUAAUGGUAUUUUGUCACAUCGUUUAUGUAAGUGUACAAGUCCUUUGUGUUUAAUCCACUAAUACGAUCUGUUGUGUAGUUUUUGCAGAGUUUGAGUUUUACUUGAGCUGUUUGAUUGUCCACAAUAUUCUUCACAAAGAGCUUCACGUGAAAAUGUGCUGUAUCUAGAACACUGGAAGUCUCUUUUUAAAAAUAAAAAAUUGUUAAUAGGAAGAGGAUGGUACUGCCAGGAUCUGAAGAAUUCAAGUUUCCUGGCUGACAGUAGCUUUGGAUUGUACUUUGCUUUGUGUAACAGGUUGGUUUCAUCCAAGCUGUUCGUGUCUUCUACUGUUAAGGUUGUUCUGAAAGUAAAAACUUGUUUAGAUGCUGUUCUUUUGUGGGAGCUUAACAAAUCUGUAAUGACUAUUUUGAAUUUGUCAUCUUUUGACUCAAAGGGUUUUGUUUUUUUUUAUAAACGUUGAAUUAUAAAGCUGUAAAAAGCUGGAGUAAUAAAUGGAAAUUAAAUUUCUAAAUUCAAUUUUCUUCCAGGCUUUGUUUUCUUGCAAAGUUGUAGUUUUCAUCAAAUGAAGCACACACUUUUUAUGAUAAAUUGUGCUAUUACUAUUUUGGCCAAAAUUGUUUACAGCAAAAGAAAUUAGUCCUGAGUAUGUGAAAGCCUUAAUAUCUAUAGAGGUUUUCCCCCGUACAAAGUUUCCAGGGCAUUUGGGCAGAUACAUGGGUCAGAAAAGAGUAAAAGGAUAUGGGCCUAAUACAGGCAAAUCUGAUUAGUGUUGCUGGGCAUUACAAUUGGCAUGGAUGAGUUAUUUAUUUAGUGACACAGCACCGAACAGACUCUUCCAGCCCUUUGGACCACACUGCCCAGCAACACUCCUGAUUCGACCCUAUCUUAAUCACCGGACAAUUUACAAUGACCAAUUAACCUAACAGGUACGUCUUUGGAUUGUGGGAGCAAGCUGGAGCACCAGGAGAAAUCUGCAGAUUCCAUGGGGAGGAUGUACAGGCUCCUGACGGGUGGCGUCAGAAUUGAACUCUGACAACCUGCCCUGCAAUAGUGUCGCACUAACAGCUGUGCCACUGAGACCCCCAUUUCUAUUCUACACCAUAACUCUUCAUAUGUUACUUUUCAACCCUUUAUAUUUCAAGAAAAUGGGGGCAAAAUUUUGAAAUCUUAAGUGCUAAAUUACCAAAAUUGGUUAACUAAUUACCAUAAAGGACUUGGUGGUUGCUGUCGUAAAGGGAUAAGUCAGAGGUAUAGAUUUAAUCUGUUCUCCAGAAACUUUGACCUAAAAGUCUGGGCUGUGCUGUACUGAGGGAGGUGACAUAUCUUUUCAAAGGUGAUGUAUUAAACUGAGGUUCUGCGUGUCACUGGUUCAAUGGUUACAUUUACUAUCAGAGAAUGUAUAUAAUAUACAAUCUGAAAUUCUUACUCUCUGCAGACAUCCUUGAAACAGGAAAAACCCUAAAGAAUGACAGAAAAAAAUGUAGAAACCCCAAAUCUCCCUGUCCCUCUCCCAUGCAUAAAGGAUCCCAAAGGACAGCAGGGGAGUGAUCCUGAGGAGAAUUAGAUCCACUAGGUCAUUAUCAAGUUGUUAUAGGGUGCUUCUGGUGUGCAAAUUACUAGCAGCAAUUUCAGAAGGAAGAUAUUGAAAUUGCCCAUCAGUGGUUAAUUGUGAUUCUCCAUGUUAAUUUGUAAAUUAGUCGUGUGCCCUUUUAUGUCAACACAUAGCGUGCCCACAACUCCUAACCCUAACUACAGGUCUUUGGAAUGUGGGAGGAAACACGCACGGUUACAGAGAGAACAUACAAACUCCUUACAGGAACUGAACCCCAUAUUAACCAUGCUACCCUGUUAGCCUCCUCCCCUGCACCAUGUGAUUUAUUGCCAAAUUAGCAAUGUAGCUUUAUGAACACAAGGCAUAGACCAGAUUUUGCCAGUUCCUUACACUGAAUUUAAAAAAAACUGCAGACUAGAAGUUACAUUUGUUUAUGCAUUCAAACACUAUAAACAACGCAGAUAAGAAAGAAGAGAUAUUUCUAUAGAUGCUUUCACAUCCAUAUACUUAAUGUGUGUUUAAUAAACAAACACAUUGUUUCCAUAUAUCAAUGCUUGUAAUCAAGGGUAGCUGGUAGUUUGCCAGAGUGAAGUCCCACAAACGGACUUGUAAUCUUGGUGGUAAUGGGAAAGAUGAUUGCCUAGGUGCUCUAAUGUAUUUUGUGUCAAAAAUAUUAAUAUGCAUUUGAGCAGGUAGAUUAGAAAUGGGCGGCGUGGUAUCAUAAUGCUUAGCUCACCGCUUUACAGUACCAGCAUCUCGGUUCCAAUUCCUGCCACUGUAAGGAAUUUGUAUGUUCUUCCCGUGACCUUGUGGGUCUCCUUCGGUGCUCCAGUUUCCUCCCACAGUCCAAAGACCUAGGGUCAGUAGGUUAAUUGCUCAUUGUACAUUUGGGGUUGUUGGGCAGUGCAGCUCAAAUGGCCAGAAGGGCCUAUUGUGCUCUAUAUUUCAAUAAGUAAAUAGUGGUUGGUUUAAAGUUGAAAAGUAGCUCAUGGUGGUACUACAUUGUAAAGAAUAUUAUUUUUAAUUGUUCAUAUUUUAAGUGAGAAAUAAACUCAGUUUCUUCAUUACUUUUAGUGAUCUGUGGGAGGCAAUUAAGAUUCAGAUAAUAGUUAUUUCUCUGAAAAAGUUGUUUUAAUUUU